This is a messenger RNA of Triticum dicoccoides, 1209 nucleotides long. Its product is annotated as nudix hydrolase 9-like. Bases 75 to 1067 code for a protein of 330 amino acids. The transcript is spliced from 9 exons. Lineage: Eukaryota; Viridiplantae; Streptophyta; Magnoliopsida; Poales; Poaceae. The record is from RefSeq and is a predicted model, not a curated record. Gene Ontology annotation, molecular function: GDP-mannose hydrolase activity.
UCAUACUCCCGUUCCUCUUCCAAAGCUCCCGGCGGCGGCGGCUCGCAACCUCAUCCCGCCUCCACCAUCGCCACAUGGCCGCCGCCGCGUCAGCAAACCCCGGCACAGCGUACAAGCUCCUCCUCUCCUGCCCUGAAGGCCUCCCUCGAUCGAAGGUUUCUGUGAGGUUUGAUCCGUCCAUCGACCGGAUUCCCCACCCGGACGCAUCCCUGGAAGAAUCUAUAGGCGAGAUAUGGAAUCAAAGGCUCCAGCAGAACCCAUCGCUGUACAACGGUACGAAAUUUCGGUAUGGAGGGCAUGCCUUGCACCGCAGUGAUGAAUCAAAUCAGGAGUACUGUGUCUCACUUCAUUUGGGACUCACAGAUUAUAGGACAUUUGUUGGAACAAACCUCAGUCCACUGUGGGAGAAGUUUUUGGUCCCCUGUGAAGAUGACUCUGUGUGUUGCCAACACAUGUCAAAUCCACUGGGAAAUGGUGCAAUCGUUGAAACAUCUGAUGAAAAAAUUAUUGUAUUGCAAAGGAGCAACAAUGUCGGCGAGUCUCCUGGACACUAUGUUUUUCCUGGAGGACAUUCUGAGCCACAAGAAGUUGGAAUCUUGGCUCAUCAAAAUGACGAAAAAGAUGUUGCUGGUCUCACUGAAAGAAUUUCUGAUGAAAUGUUUGACGGGAUCAUCCGUGAAGUAGUUGAGGAAACUGGAGUUCCUGCUAGUUCACUGACAGAACCCAUUCUCAUUGGAGUUCCUCGACGAGAAACGAAUGUUAGGCCAGCAGCAUUCUUUUAUAUGAGAUGUAACAUUGAUUCCAGCGCCAUAACUGAGCUUUAUGCUAGAGCUCAAGAUGGUUAUGAAUCCACUAAGCUCUAUGCAGUAUCGCUGAAAGACUUACGAGAUAUGAGUCAGCGGUUGCCUGGUUGCCACCUAGGGGGUUUUGCUCUAUAUGAACUUAUGAGGAACGCUUCGGAAAGUUCGCGAACGAACCAAACCGAUGUAAGUGUGCACUUAGGUCUCAGUUUUAAUCCAAACUACACCGAUGCUUAUUUUGUGAGAUAUCUCUGCAUGAUUGCUUAAAUCGUUUCUAUAGAAUAGUCAUGGAGCCUUGCGGCCUCUGAACAAUCUUGUCCUACUGCUAGAUGCCAAGCAGUAUCAUAGUUUGUUUCGCAGGUGAAAUUCAUGUAAUCCUUCUCAUUGUGCCAAACUGAUCUUUCUUCUG